This is a messenger RNA of Pestalotiopsis fici W106-1, 1602 nucleotides long. RefSeq lists its product as uncharacterized. The coding region runs from base 1 to 1602 and encodes 533 amino acids. Gene Ontology annotation, cellular component: membrane. Gene Ontology annotation, biological process: transmembrane transport; carbohydrate transport. The record is from RefSeq and is a predicted model, not a curated record. Gene Ontology annotation, molecular function: carbohydrate:proton symporter activity. NCBI's taxonomy places the organism in Eukaryota, Fungi, Ascomycota, Sordariomycetes, Amphisphaeriales, Sporocadaceae. The transcript has 5 exons.
AUGGCGGAACCAGAAAAGGAGACUCACAUCUCAGGCGAACAGACUGUCGAGCACAGUCAUGACACGGGCGCCGCCGUACAACUUGCCCACGAUGUCGACAACACCGCCUAUUCUCCAUGGACCAUGACUAUGUUUCGACUAUACACAUGUCUGAUCAUUGCGUACCUGUGCGGCUGUCUCAAUGGCUAUGAUGGAUCUCUGAUGGGUGGCUUGAACGGAAUGACCUCUUACCAAAAAUACUUUCACAUGACUGUGGCAGGCUCUAGUACUGGUCUUGUCUUUGCAAUGUACAACAUUGGAUCAGUCGCUGCCGUUUUCUUCACUGGGCCUACAAAUGACUAUCUUGGCCGGAGAGCUGGCAUGUUCGCUGGCGCGCUCAUUGUAAUCAUUGGGACUUGCAUCCAAGCGCCAUCGACAUCACAUGCCAUGUUUCUAGGCGGUCGUUUUGUUUUGGGUUUCGGCGUCUCCUUCUGCUGUGUCAGUGCGCCUUGCUACGUCAGCGAAAUGGCACAUCCCAAGUGGCGAGGCACCAUUACCGGUCUAUACAACUGCACGUGGUACAUUGGAUCCAUUGUGGCCAGCUGGGUCGUCUACAGCUGCAGCUAUUUGGAACGAGCAGACGCAUGGCGAAUUCCGAUCUGGUGCCAGAUGAUCACCUCGGGCAUCGUGGUCGUGGGCGUCUGGUUUCUUCCCGAGUCUCCGCGCUGGCUCAUGGCCCGCGACCGGUUUGACGAGGCCGCCCGGGUCCUGGCCAAGUAUCACGGCGACAAUGAUACGUCGCACCCCAUCGUGCAACUGCAGCUCAAGGAGAUGAGCCAGCAGGUAAAGACCGAUGCCAGUGACAAGAAGUGGUGGGACUACCACGAGCUCUGGGACUCGCACUCCGCCAGGCGCCGUCUCAUUUGUGUCCUCGGCAUGGCUUGCUUCGGUCAGAUCUCUGGUAACAGCUUGAGCAGCUAUUAUAUGGCGGCUAUGCUCAAGUCGGCUGGUAUCACCGAAGAACACCGAGUUCUUGCACUGAAUGCCAUCAACCCCGUCCUGUGUUUCCUCGGUGCCAUCCUGGGCGCUCGCAUGACUGACGUGGUGGGAAGAAGACCAUUGUUGAUUUAUACUACUAUUUUCUGUUCCGUCUGUUUCGCCAUCAUCACUGGGACAUCCAAACUCGCAACGGACGACCCCAGCCAGGUUACCGCAGCCAACACUACCGUGGCAUUUAUCUUCAUUUUUGGCAUCGUCUUCUCGUUUGACUGGACCCCGCUGCAGAGCAUGUACAUUGCCGAGACGCUUCCCACUGCCACGCGAGCCAAGGGAACGGCCGUGGGCAACUUUGCCAGCAGCGCCGCCAGCACCGUGCUCCAAUACGCCAGCGGACCGGCCUUUGAGGGUAUUGGUUACUACUUUUACCUCGUCUUUGUCUUUUGGGAUCUCAUCGAGGUUGGCAUCAUCUAUCUGUUCUUCCCCGAGACCAAGGACCGGACCUUGGAGGAGCUGGCCGAGGUCUUUGAGGCCCCCAACCCCGUCAAGAAGAGCUUGGAGAAGAGAAGCGCCGAGACUGUCUUGCGGACUCUGCAUAUCGAAGCUGAUGAAAAGGCCUAUGCGUAG